AAGGCUGAUUUGGCAGCAGUCUGGGGAUCCUUUUUUUACUGGUCUUACUGCUCUUCAUGGAAGGAACAUCUAUUUUAAUGUUCAACUAAAGGGAACUGAGAGACAGGACACGACUUGGCUGUGUUUGUAAUCACAUCAUUAAAAUUCUCAGUUUCUCGGGAAUAUAGUUGGUAAUUUCCUGUUGUAUUUUCAGAUUCAAGGAGUGCUGUGUUUUGGUUGAUAACUCUUACAGAUUGUAGUUGGACCAAGUUGGUCCAGCCCUCCAGCUGUCAUGGAUUUUGGCAUUGGCUUUGGAGCAGACAGCCCAGCAACGCAGCAUUGUCUGUGAAUCACAAUCAUUUCACUUUGUUACCAAGGACAAAAGUUUUUAUAUGUCUUCUCUGGACCUAAAAGGAAGUAGUUUUACAAUAGAUUAUAUUUUUGUUUUUUUGUUUCUGCAAGAAAUAAGACACUUCUGCUGUAGGUUGUUCUUGGUUUUUUUAAAACGAUGUUUUCAAGGAAGCGUAAUUCUGACUUGGCACAGGAAAUGUGGUGUGGUUUUAAUAUCUGUGUGAGGAUGCAGAGACUCGCAGGAGCUCACAUUACAAUCUAACAGACCAGCUAGAUUGUCUCCACAGUCUUCACAAAGUGCCAGAACAUUUCUCCCGGUGGAGGCACAGUGACUCACUGAAAAGGAGAUAUUCUAUUGAUCAAAAUAACCUUGAGGUUAAAACUUGAUUAAUUCUGGAAAAAAAAAAAAAAAAAACACAGCAGUCAGUAGCACGUUCAUCUCAGAUUUCAGCCGGUUUUGUAUUGAAAGAUACUGUACCUGGUUAAAAUAGUUUUUCAUCAUUUGACAUGUGAGGACUGAUGGCAACCUACCUUUUGUUCUUGAAGGCAAUUUAAUUUGUUGCUAUUUUAUUUUUUCAGCUUGUUUUGAAUGGUUUUAUUCAUUACAGAUUAGAGGACUAAAACCACAAAGAAACAUUUAUUACCCAACAAAGGGAUGCACCACCAGAAGAUCACCGAAGAUGCAUACAGGCCCUUUUUUGAAGCUUUUGCUGACUUCACAAGUCUGGGAUAUACCUGUGAAUUACAGCCACCCACUUUGAGCAUUGAUUUUAAAGCACUUUCCUUUUAUUUAUGCCUGGAUAAGAUGUGUUUUCUGUAUUGUCAUCUUGCAGUUAUUCAGCCCUUCAUUUGAAGCCAGUCAUUUUCUAAGGCAUUGGAUAAGCAAGCCUGUACCUGCAGUGCAGUCGCUCUCAGAAGAACAGACAUUGUUGAACUAGUGUUGUGGAAGGCAUAACUAUUGGAAGGCAUGACUAUGGGGCAGGAGUUAUAAAGGCUAAUCUGACUUCAAAAGAUAGGAACAGAACAUUUCAGCGUUAAGUUUUAGAACAGUACAAGCAUAGUGGUACUAAAAAUGCUAAAUAACGUGUUGGAAAGAAACUAAACUUUUUAAAAAUGCGCUAACUGUUUUGAAUUAAAGAGAGGGAUUAUCCUAUAAUUUGGUUUAAAGGGUCAUACAGUUUUGUAAAUGUUUAAAACUACAUUUUAGGCUAUACCGUUUUCUGAAAGAGUGGCGUGAACAGCAUUUGUUUUUCUUUUUGCAAAUUCUAUGUAGUGGAAAGUUAAACAUUUUUGAAGUGGGUGCAGUAGUUUGCUUUUAAGUAUAAAAAAAGAAAAAAAAAACACUCUGGGAGUUUGUGCUUCACACACAAUAAAACUAAUAAUUUUCACGUCUGGAAGGUGAGAAUUUAGUUUAAUAUAUUGAUUUUAUAGGAUUUGGCAACUAAAAAUCUACUGUAAAACCUGGAAUAUAAGAAAUACUGUCUAUUGCUGCAUAUCCGUACUUUUAGUUUGAGAGUAGAACUUCUACUGUACUGAUUGCAUGUCAUUGGCGUGCUGAAACAAACUGAUGUCCAAAUAAGAAAUAGUGAAGUUCAUUAUAUGACAAGUGCAGUUAUAAAAUCAAUCAAUGCGAUACAAUGUCCAAAUGUUGUUUAUAUGUAGGCUAUUAAAAAGGGACUGUACUGUAUAUAAGGCAAGGUUUUCUUUAGGUAAGCAAUUGUUGUUUGGAAAGCUAAAGUCAACCUUGUGGCUAUUUCCUUGGUUGGAAGCAGGAGGAAGAAGCUUAGUUUGUUUGUUGUCAAUUUGUGUUUCUGUGACAACUCGCAACCUGGGACUAAUUGGAAGCACCUCUCAAUGUUUCCAAGGAAACGGCUCUUGUGUCCAGGAAAAAUGACAGCUGUCCGACUUCUGAGUAUUUGAACAAAGAUAUCUGUGAAAAUCUAAGAACGUUCAAAGGGAGCCGGGGGUUGCUGUGCAUCUCUGAAGAUUGCGCUACAGAGCCCGAGUACAGGAGGAGCGAGCCUCCCUCUCACUGCCCUCCUGACAGUCCUGGUUGUUGGCUGUAGCCAUGCAGGGCAAUAAUGUGGGUAGUGGGCUGGCUGUCAUCGAGUCAGAGGAACAAUACGAACACCCCGUGCAGAGGGCAUCCUACAGCGCGGGCUUUGACCCUGUUGAUGGAGGUGGUUAUGAUGCCGUUAUUAACAAUGCUCCAGUACCCACCCCUGGGGUACAGGACUCCAGGACCCAGUACGGGACCCUUCGGCAGAGCUGGGAGAUGAACUACCAGGAGGCUGCUAUAUACCUGCAGGAAGGUGCGAACAAUGACAAGUUUUUCACUCACCCCAGGAACCCCAAGGCGCUGGCCGCCUACCUGUUUGCUCACAACCACCUGUUCUACAUGAUGGAGCUGGUGACAGGGCUGCUGCUGAUGGUGCUGUCACUGUGCGAGGCCCCUGCAGUGCCCACACUGCGCCUCGACAUCUACAUCCACACCACACUCGAGCUGCUUGCGCUGGUGAUGGUGGCAUUUGAGCUGUGUAUGAAACUGCGCUGGCUGGGCUUCCGGACCUUCAUCAGACACAAGAGGACGAUGGUCAAGACCUGUGUGCUGCUGCUGCAGUUUGUGGAGGCGAUCGUAGUGCUGGUCAGACAGUUGUCCCACAUGCGUGUGACGCGAGCCCUGAGGCCCAUCUUCCUGGUGGACUGUAGAUACUGCGGCGCAGUCCGGAGGAAUCUGCGUCAGAUUUUCCAGUCUCUUCCUCCUUUCAUUGAUAUUCUGCUACUGUUGCUGUUUUUCAUGGUAAUAUUUGCCAUUUUAGGAUUCUGUUUGUUUUCUCAAAAUCCAUCAGACCCAUAUUUCAACACUUUGGAAAACAGCAUUGUCAGUCUGUUUGUCCUCCUGACCACUGCAAAUUUUCCAGAUGUGAUGAUGCCAGCCUAUUCCAGGAAUCCCUGGUCCUGUGUGUUCUUCAUUGUGUAUCUAUCUAUAGAACUCUACUUCAUCAUGAACCUACUCCUUGCUGUGGUAUUCGACACCUUUAACGGAGUAGAAAAGAUGAAAUUUAAAUCCCUACUUCUGCACAAGCGAUCAGCAGUCGAUCAUGCCUUCAAGCUUCUGGUUAGCAAACAGAGGCCCACUGGGGUUUCCUUCAAGCAGUUUGACGGGCUGAUGAGGUUUUACCGGCCACAGAUGAGUGCUAGAGACCGCUACCUGACCUUCAAGGCACUCAACCGCUCCAGCACUCCAAUACUCAGCUUGCAGGAUUUUUACAGCUUCUAUGCAGUUACAGGCUUGAAAUGGAAGGCCAGAAGAAGUGGAGAGCACUGGUUUGAUGACUUCCCACACACCACUUUUUUAAUUUUCAAAGGCAUUUAUAUUCUUGUGAAAUCCAAAGCCUUCCAAUAUGCAAUGUAUGUCAUAGUUGCAGUAAAUGGAAUGUGGAUCCUAGUGCAAACAUUCAUGAUGAAGGAUGGAAGCUUCUCAGCAGGAAAUGUUCCCUGGAGUUACAUUUUGUUCCUCACAAUUUAUGGAGUGGAGAUGUUGUUAAAAAUCACAGGACUGGGGCCCCUUGAAUAUUUCAGCUCUGGGUGGAACCUGUUUGAUUUUUCAGUGACACUCUUCGCCUUUCUUGGCCUCAUCGUCCUGGCGUUUGAUAUGGAGCCUUUCUACUUCAUCGUGGUGCUCAGGCCUCUUCAGCUCUUGCGGCUGUUUAAAAUCAAGCUGAGGUAUCGCAAUGUUCUCGAUACCAUGUUCGAACUGCUUCCUAGAAUGGCCAGUUUGGGGCUGACCCUUAUUAUCUUCUAUUACUCCUUUGCCAUUGUGGGGAUGGAGUUCUUUGUUGGCGUCGUCUAUCCAAACUGCUGCAACACUAGCACAGUGGCAGACUCAUACCGCCUGCUCAACUACACUGUGGGGAACCGCACUGUGGUGGAGGAGGGCUACUACUAUCUCAACAACUUCAACAACAUCCUCAACAGCUUCGUAACAUUGUUUGAGCUUACUGUGGUAAACAAUUGGUAUAUCACUAUGGAAGGAGUGACAUCACAGACCUCUCGCUGGAGCCGCAUGUACUUCAUGACCUUCUACAUCGUCACCAUGGUGGUGAUGACUAUAAUCGUGGCCUUCAUUCUUGACGCCUUUGUGUUCAGGAUGAACUACAGCAGACAGAAAAGGGACACUGAAGAAGAGGAGAACGGCAUUGUGUUUGAGACGGAGGUGUCAAAAGAGGAGCUAGGCACUGUGCUGGAGCUCUACAAGCAGACCUGCGCUGCAGCCUCCAGCAUCUCCUCUCUGCAGGGGGUGCUCUUCGCCAUGGACAGGAAUGGGCACACCUCGUCGGUGUUCCUUGGACGAAGAUCCAGGACGAAGAGUGAUUUAAGUAUGAGAAUGUACGAGGAGGAGAUACAGGAGUGGUAUACAGAGUAUUCGCAGGACAGUGGCUGCUCUCGGCUGGAGAGACAGUUGGAGAGCCUGCAGUCUUCAGUCAACCAGCCUUCUCCUGAUCCUGUGCGGCUGCGCUCUCAGACUGUCAGCUAGGCCAGACUGCCUGUUGCCUUCCUGCUAUGUGCAACUAACAGGACCAAAAUAACCCAUUGGGAGCACCCGGGCUCUGCUCCACCCACCCCACGCACCCUGGAUCAUUUGAUUUAUAAAUAAAACAUACGCCUGUAUACAGUAACAUCAUGGCUUCAGAGUAAAACUUUUUUUCCACUGGAUUUCUACUGGCAGUGCAAAAGUAACUUCCAUUAGGGGGGGGACCAGGAGGAGAGGAACUGAAGACUUGCACUGCAAAAUGGCGGAGAAACUUCACCACGGAAGCAGUGUCCUAAUGGAUUUCAUACAGCGUACUUCAUCACCACAACCAUCCUGUUCUUAUAAGAGAAGGCUUCAGUGCUGGGCAGAAAAGCCAUCAGUCCUCCACAUCCCCUUGAUUUAGUUCAGCUUGCUGUAGUUGCUGUUUCUUAGGGCUUUGGCAUUAGGGUCCUGUCUCCCAUGCCUUGCCAGCAGAUGAGAUCACACUAAGGACCAUAGUUGGUAUUUUAUUAAGGUAACUAAAGUGUUUAAUCUUAGUCAUGUGAUUUAUCGAUUUAAUCACAUAUUUCAUAACUUCCAUAGAAUAUGGAAUUAUAAUAAUAGUGAACCGCAAAAAAUAUUCAGUAAAAUAAUGCUCUAAAACGUCACAUAAUCACAGAUGUUUAAUUAAUGCAGCAUUUCAGUAUUCAAAUUAUUCAAAAAUGUGAACCACCCGUUACGGAGGAGGGGCCGUGUUGAUGCUAGAUAUCGAUGUUCAGAUGCUUCACUUUUAGUUUUUAUUAAGUAGAUUGAAUUAAUUUUAAAAACACAAUGCAGACAAUGGCAGUGUGAAAAAUAACAAUCCAAAAGAACACCUUAAAAGGGUGAUGACCAAGGCUUUCAAAAGAUGUUCUCACCUUCCGUUAAUUACAACAGCAUGUUUCCAUGGCCUUUACAACUUUGCUGUUGUUUUCCAGACCUUUCUUAUUGAAGCUCAUUUAUCCUGCACAACACAACCGGUUAGAUUGAACUUUCCUCUGCCCGUUCACUGCCUGUGUCACAGGUGAUGUGGCCUCAUCUGGCCCACAUCAUUUCCUAUGUGCAGCAUAGAAAUUAGGACCUUAUUUUUGUCACAAAUUGGUUAAAUCAAACAUAAGAAAGUACCCAUCCAUGCUAAGAAACAUCUAACCGGUUUGAGAAGUAAAAUUUGUACACAGUUUAGAUGCAACAAAAUGAAAAUGUUUUAAUCAGUGCUAUUCAUUAUAACACCAGAAUCUUUGUAAUUGUUUUUCUCUUGGCAAUCAACAUUCAGAUGUCUGUUUGCCACGCUGAGACGACUUGUCUUUGUUUUCCUCAUGAUAAAGGUUGAGCUCUUCAAGACAUUGAUUUCAUGCUCUGUACCUUUCUGAAGUUUGAUUGUGGGUCUCCAACAACAACAAAAUAGAAUAGCCCUUUUGUUCCAGGUAUCUUUUAAAGCUGCCACUACCACUAUGUCAGAGUUUAAUGUGAGGCAUUUUCAGCUUCACUAAACUAUUUACAUGCAGAACAAGAAGAGCCUGGUUAGGGUACAAAAUACAGUAUCUCAGCAGUCUUCUCACAAGCUUUAUUUAUUAACACAAAAUAACCACGUAUUUCCUCUUUUUU
Messenger RNA from Polyodon spathula (Mississippi paddlefish), 6487 nucleotides. RefSeq names its product two pore calcium channel protein 1-like. Gene Ontology annotation, biological process: monoatomic ion transport; transmembrane transport. The transcript has 27 exons. The record is from RefSeq and is a predicted model, not a curated record. Gene Ontology annotation, molecular function: monoatomic ion channel activity; voltage-gated channel activity. Bases 2399 to 4867 code for a protein of 822 amino acids. Gene Ontology annotation, cellular component: endosome membrane; lysosomal membrane. Lineage: Eukaryota; Metazoa; Chordata; Actinopteri; Acipenseriformes; Polyodontidae.